AUGAGGAUAAAAGAAGCUAACGGUCUUUCUGUCUGGUUAGCCGUGGAUGGGGAGAAAUUGGAUGAACAAACGGUUCGAAAGACAGGCGACGAAGAUGAAGGAUUCAGGAUAGAAUGUUUCUUAUCUCCUUUGGCGCAUCAAGAUUAUACUAUUCACGUGCAACUAGGCCGUCAAAGUCCUUGGAAAGGUGACUGGGUCGCUGAACCGAUCAUCAACGGACAGAGGAUUCACUCAUUGCAUAUCAGAAAAAGAUGGCAUGUUACACAUGGUUUAGAUACUUACUACCAAGAGGAAAGAGAUGGUAGUCUGAUGGAAUAUCCACUCUGUUUUGGUGCUAUAGAUGACCCCACCCAAAUGGAGAUAAGAGAAGGAGAUGAUUCAGGAGAUGGGGGAAGCAACAUGGUGAUUGUGGAAAUAUCGAGAGGGGAGAUUCAGAGAGUCAAGCCGUCCAAAAGGAAGAUAGGACAAAGGGUAAGACCUCAGGAGAGUACGACUCAAAUUGGACCAACCACGAGAUCCGGCCGAAAAUGCGAUGGGAAAACUGGGUAUGGGGAAGAGUUCGAUUAUGAUGAGGAAGAUAGACAAGGUCCAUUCCUCAAAUUUGUUUUCAAGAUUCGGAAUGAGAGAUAUCUCGUCAGGAAUAACCUACAAGAUCGAGUCCCUGCACAACAACAUCCAUCUCAGGUGUCUCGAACAGUGCGACUUAAGGCUGAACCGGAUCUUGAUAUUGAUGAUUUACCUCUCAGUUCAUCUUCUACUUCCCGCCAUAAGACUAACACACAGCAUUCGUCUAAACGGGAACUACCAGAAGACAGUGUCAUCCCGGAAUCCGAAUCAGCCAAGAGGUUGAGGAUGGCCGAAAAUGAGAUUAAACAAUUGAAGAAAUUGGUAACUCGAUUGACAAGUAGCCACGGUGGCCGAAAUGACUCAUUCCAACGUGGACAAAGCAGUCACGAUCCUAGGAGGUUUUGGGGAUGA
Molecule: messenger RNA, 978 nt
Organism: Kwoniella shivajii
Lineage: Eukaryota; Fungi; Basidiomycota; Tremellomycetes; Tremellales; Cryptococcaceae
Exons: 9
Coding region: 1-978 (325 amino acids)
Source: RefSeq, a predicted model, not a curated record